This is a messenger RNA of Amyelois transitella, 3578 nucleotides long. It is a transcript of the gene bi, whose product is annotated as optomotor-blind protein. The transcript has 8 exons. Gene Ontology annotation, cellular component: nucleus. Gene Ontology annotation, molecular function: RNA polymerase II cis-regulatory region sequence-specific DNA binding; DNA-binding transcription factor activity, RNA polymerase II-specific. The coding region runs from base 142 to 1761 and encodes 539 amino acids. NCBI's taxonomy places the organism in Eukaryota, Metazoa, Arthropoda, Insecta, Lepidoptera, Pyralidae. The record is from RefSeq and is a predicted model, not a curated record. Gene Ontology annotation, biological process: cell fate specification; positive regulation of DNA-templated transcription; regulation of transcription by RNA polymerase II.
GUGUCGCUUCAGCAAAGAGAGUGUCGCGAUCGCGAACGAACCGCCGGCCGGUUAUGGACGUUGCAUGAGCGGGCGCGACCGCUGGAGCCGUCGGGCACGCCGGUCGUGGAGCGCGCGCCGUGGGCACCGGGCGGCGCGGGCAUGCGCUUCGAGGGCGCCGAGCGGCGCGACGCCGUCGCCUUCCACGGGCUGCUGGCGCCGCGGCCGAGUGACUUCUCGGUGUCGGCGCUGCUGACGGCAGGCGCGCUGCCUCCGCCGCCGUACCUUCCUGCCGCGCUGGCUGCCGCCGCCGCACUGUCCGCGCCCUGUCCGCUGCUUAAGCCGCCACCGCCGCCGUACGCGCCGUUGCCGCCAGACGACGACGGGGUCGUAGAUGACCCCAAGGUCACACUUGAGGGUAAAGACCUCUGGGAGAAGUUCCACAAGCUCGGCACCGAGAUGGUGAUCACCAAGAGUGGCAGACAAAUGUUCCCACAAAUGAAGUUCCGAGUGUCUGGCCUAGACGCAAAGGCCAAAUACAUCCUGCUACUGGAUAUCGUCGCCGCAGACGACUACCGAUAUAAGUUCCACAACAGUCGAUGGAUGGUGGCCGGCAAAGCCGACCCUGAGAUGCCGAAGAGGAUGUAUAUCCACCCAGACUCUCCAUCGACGGGCGAGCAGUGGAUGCAGAAAGUGGUUUCCUUCCACAAGCUGAAGUUGACCAACAACAUCAGCGACAAACACGGAUUCGAGCUCAUCUAUAGCCAAAGUCAACGGAUGUUGUCAAAGUUGCUGUGGCCCAACCCGGCCCCUAGUGCACCCAGAGACCCCCACUCAGAUCAUUUGACGAUCCUGAACUCGAUGCACAAGUACCAGCCGAGGUUCCACCUGGUGAGGGCCAACGACAUCCUGAAGCUGCCUUACUCGACCUUCAGGACCUACGUCUUUAAGGAGACGGAGUUCAUCGCAGUGACUGCCUACCAGAAUGAGAAGAUCACUCAAUUGAAAAUCGACAACAACCCGUUCGCGAAAGGAUUCCGAGACACGGGAGCGGGAAAACGGGAAAAGAAUUUGUCGGUGUACCGCAGGCAGGCGAUGCUGACCGCGCGCUCGGACGCCCGCGACGAGGACGACGAGCGGCCGCUCGACGUUGGGGGGCCCUCCAGCCCGCCCCCCACCACCAACACGCAGCACACGUCUAGCUCAUGGUUUAGCUCAAGCGGAGGCGGUGCUGACUCCGGCCCCGAGGAAGGCAUAGAGGCCAACUCUGAUUCCUCAUGUUCAGGCGGUCCUCGAGCAUCGUCUCCCCCCGCGGGCCCGUCCCGGCCGUCGCCAGCCCCGGACGUGUCACUAGGCCCGCCAGUACAGCCGCCGCUGCUGCCGUACCUUUAUCCGCCGUCGCUGUAUCCGCCUCCUUUCUUCCCCCCACAUCAAAUGCCGCCGGGUUUGCUGUUCAACCUGCAUCCUCUACUCCAGCAGUACUCAUUACCACCUCCGCCCGCCCCGCCAGCUCCUGCAGUGGCGCCGUCACUGAGCAAAACGCACAGGUUCGCGCCAUACGCGCUGCCCGGACUGGGCUCCGCUUUCGAGCAAGUAGCGCCGCGCGCGCGCAGUCUCAGUUCGUCUCCGGCGCGACCGAGGAACGGAUCUCCCCCCGCGCGAGCCGCGUCAGCCGAUCCCCCUCCAGACGCGCCCACGUCCACCUCCUCAACCCCACCAGCCUCCGACCUCAAAAGCAUCGAGAGAAUGGUGAACGGACUCGACGUAGAAACGCAGGACUGACCGACCUAACAUUGUAAAUAGCGUGUAUUUAUAUUAUCUCCCGCCUUACCAAAAAGUCAUCGGUAAAGUCGCGGCGGGGGCAUCGUUUUGUAUCGUUCCUAUUUUGUUUUCCUUUCGAGUUCUAUUCGGGUCGAUAUUCGUAUUGUUUGUAAAUAGUUAAGAUGAUAGGUCAGUGACGGCACACGGUGUCGACAUCGGGCGCUCUAGGAGUGCACUUCAAACCUGAAUGUUUCCACGGUAAAAAAAAGCUAAUAAAUUAACUAAAUGUUUUCCUUGAUAAAAAAAUAUUAUCUAUAGCAAUCAUUGAUAUUUACCAGUGAAAGUUAAAACAAAAUAAACAUUGGCUUCGCCACCUGAUCAUUAAUUGCAAUUUAAAUUAAGUUGUUAGUACAUAAAUUGAGCGAUGACAGAAUUUAUUAAGUCGUUCGCAAUUGCAACCCUAUCAGGAACUAUCGGACAAAUUAUUCAUUCCACAGUACUAAAACUCAUCGUGGAAGCAUCGAUCCAUUUACUUCGUCGUAGUAUGAAUAUCUUUGAUAAGUAUUUUUUUAUUUUUCUUCGCAGUUGAAACAAGUAUUGAGAAUAGUAAAAAAAUAUUUAUUCUUACCAAAACAAACUUCAAAAUUUUAGAAAUCAAUUAACCAGGAAUUUUUAAGAGACAAUGUGGUUUUCCCGGGAAUUAAAGAAAUGAUGAAAUACCUAAAUAUACAACCGAUUACUUUCUUUCUAAAGCUAAAAAUGAUUUGGCUAAAAUGUCUCUGGUAAAAUACUCAAAACAUGGGAAAAAACAUAACAAAGUUUAAGAUAUUCUUCCUACUACGAGUCAGUUUUGACAAUGUGACGCCACUAUCGAAGGCCUAUCCUCACGUAGUAACCUCCACGUUAGUAGCCACUCAUAGAUUCUCCACUGCAUUAGAAAUAGAGUUUAUCAGAAAGACUGCUGUCAACCAAAUUUUGAUUAAGCGUUCUUAAUUUAAAUUUGGAUUUUUAUUUUAUUUUUAAAUAAAAGUUUUAGACUCUUUGCCUCAGUAUUUAAUGAAAUAUUUUUCAAAUUUAUAAUUAUUAAAAAAAAAACCAACAGUACUACAUUGUUUAAAACCAUUGACAAUUAUUAUCAUUUUCCUUUCCUUAUGUGUUGUGUAGCUGCUAAAUCAAAAUUUAGUCGACAGCAGCUGAAUAUAUUAAUUUCUCACUUCGAUAGUAAUUAAAAACUAUUACUUUAUUUUGUAAAUACAAUUGUAAGGUAUAUUUACGUGUUUACUAAUAGACAUAUUUGGAAAAUAUGUUUUGUCAAUUGUGCUGUGAGUUGGCGAGCCUUUAAUUGCUGCGUUCUAAUUAAAAAAAUAAAUUUAAAAAUAUCUACAAUUUAAGUGUUGAUUAAUCAAUCAAUCAAUGAAAUAAAUUAUUACCUCAAAUAAAUUUGGCUAUACAAUAACGAACGCAACAACUUAACGCACGCAAAACGAUUGAUAAAAAUCUAACUGUAAGUUAAAAGUUUGUAAUAUAUAGUUAAUAAAUUGUAGUUAAAAUACAAAAUAUAUAAUUAUAAAUGAAUAUAAUUUUCCAUGGAAAUUCUUUAAAUUUAAGCGUUUAAUUCGAAAAUAGAUACCUAUAUAUACGUAACAGUUUAAUUUUCUUUUGGUAACACACCAGUGAUUUGAUUGCAAUAAGUAAGUACUGUUAUUUUGCCAUUUUUCUACAAAAAUAACGCUUUGUAAGGUGACGAGAGACUGUAAUGUGCAACAUCUGUAUUGAGAAUUAUUCAUUAAAAUAUAUAGAUAACUCUAUUGACAAAAUAGAUGAUUGUUUUUCUUACU